AUGGUGACAGAGAUCGGGGUUACGGCGACCGAGAUAGAGAUAUGUGACCGAGAUGCAAGUAUGCCGAGAUAGGGGUGUAUGGUGACCGAGAGGAUAGGGGGUAAUGGUGACCGAGAUAGAGGGUAUGGUGACCGAGAUAGGGGGUAUGGUGACCGAGAUAGGGGAUAUGGUGACCGAAGUCGUGGAUAUAGUGAUCGAGAUCGGGGAUACAAUGACCGUGAUCGCGGUUAUUCUAACCGUGAUCGUGGUUAUGAUAAUCGAACAUCAGGAUAUGGUAAUGGCGAUCGCGAAUAUGAUGACCAAAGUCGAGGAUUUGGCGAACGGGAUGGAAUCUAUGGAGAUAGUGGUCGAGGAUUUUCGAAUAGAGAGAAGAAAUUUAGAAGUAGAGGGUUCAGUGAUAAAAGAUUUGGAGAUCGAGAAUUCAGUAGAGAUGGAAUGUAUGGUACUGAUAGAGAUUUUGGUGGUGAAAGAGGUGGUAGGGAUAGGCCAUUUGAUGAACGUGAUGUUGUUAAUGAUUCUGGUGAUCGAUCAAAGAUUCGGAAGAUACUCAAGAUCGUAGAGAUGAGUCCAGACCAGACGAUAAAAGAAGUGGUGAUGAACCCAAAGAUGAAAAAACGAGCACCAACUGAGCGUCGACGUUUACAACUACAACCUCGAACAAAGCCAAAGAUGAUGAUGUUUCAACUGGUAAUGAGACUUCAGCACAUCGUCUGCUAUAUUUGGAGGUGCAAAACCCGUUGAUACUGCAACAAAGAAAGGGAGAUAGCUGCUCGUUUGGAGAAACUGAAUUCUGAAAAAGAAUCUCGCAGUGUUUUUGAUGGUGAUCGACGUCGAUUCAAGUCUAACAGCAG
Messenger RNA from Xenia sp. Carnegie-2017, 851 nucleotides. RefSeq names its product U1 small nuclear ribonucleoprotein 70 kDa-like. The coding region runs from base 79 to 741 and encodes 220 amino acids. The record is from RefSeq and is a predicted model, not a curated record. The transcript has 3 exons. NCBI's taxonomy places the organism in Eukaryota, Metazoa, Cnidaria, Anthozoa, Malacalcyonacea, Xeniidae.